CCCCCCCCCCACACACACACACACAACACAAACACUGUAAAGUGAGCAUAAAGGUGACGCGGUGCACUCUGUGUUGGCUUUACCAGGAUCAGCUGUCCUCCUGCUCCGCGGGCUGUGAUUGGACGGAUCAGGUGCAGCAGAUGAAACCUGAGCAUGUGAUGUCGCCACCCCAGGGAGCUACGCCCAUCUUCCUGUCUUUUUCCAGUUUCUGUUGAUGUAUGACAGAAAUGGCAGCGACAACUAUUUCCGUUGAACAGGACCAGUUUUCUUGCUCCGUGUGUCUGGAGGUUUUGAGAGACCCGGUGACCAUCCCCUGUGGACACAGCUACUGUCUGGACUGUAUCGAGGACUACUGGAACAGAGUCAAGCAGAAGAGCCAGUACAGCUGCCCUCAGUGCCGGCAGGUGUUCAACCCAAAGCCUCUGCUGAGCAGGAACACGGUGCUGGGUGAAGUGGUGGAGAAGUUCCAGCAGACCGGAUCUCAAGGUGCUGUCCAGCACUUGACCAACCCCACAGAGGUGAAGUGCAGCAUCUGCAAAGGGAGACAGAGCAAAGCCGUGAAAUCCUGCCUGGUAUGUUUGGACUCGUACUGUGCGUCUCAUCUAAAAGUCCACGAAGAGCGCCACCACGGGAAGACUCACAGACUGAUACCUGCCACGGACGAGCUGAGAGCGAGGCUGUGUCCGCAGCACGACAAGGUCGUGAGGCUGUACUGUCGCACCGAUCAGCUGAGUGUGUGUUCUCAGUGUGUGAGAGAAAGACACAUGGGCCACGACUGCGUGUCCGUGGCACACGAGAGGACAGAACAACAGAAAAAACUCAGAGAAUCAUCGAUGAAGUCUUUGCAGAAACUGAAUGACACUGAGAAGGAACUCCGGUAUAUAAUCAAAUACAUAAAGCACUCCACAGAAGCAGCAGUGGAGGAGAGCGAAAGGAUUUUCUCCAGGUUGAUCCGCUCCAUCGAGAAACAAAGCUGCGAGGUGAAGGAGCUGAUCCGAGUCCAGGAGCGGGCGGCUGUCAGUCAGGCCGAGGAGCUGCUGGAGAAGGUGCAGAGGGAGACAGCUGAGCUGAAAAGAAGUGAGGAGGAGCUGGAGAAACUGUGUCACACUGAGGAUCACCUGCACUUUCUCCAGGUAUGAAACCAAAUCUGACACCAAAUCAGCUCCAUAUCUUUACCAGAAGCUGAUACAAUUCCAUAUCUGAUGUACAGAACCAUCAAGAACAACCUGGCUGAUCUGAAGGACAACGUGGACGAAACACUUCAAAAGGAAUUCAGCAGAAUAUCAGAAAAGGUGGUUUCACUAAAGGAGAGCAGUACCGAUGGAAAGAAGCAAGUUAAUCCCAGCAUUUCUGAGAAGACUAAAGCAGCAAAACGAACACAGGUUGAGGUACCAUUCAACCUAGAACCAAAGACCAGAGCUGACUUUCUUUACUAUUACAACGACAUAGGCUUCGAUCAGAAUACAGCCAAUCCUUAUCUGAGCUUCUCCAACGGUCAGCGAGAGGUGACCACGCAUUUAGAGCCUCAGCCUUACCCAGAUCACCCAGACCGCUUCACCAGCUGGGCUCAGGUUCUGUGCCGGGCUGGGAUGGCCGGACGCUGUUACUGGGAGGUGGAGUGGAGCGGUAAAGGAGGAGUUUCCAUCGGCGUGUGCUACAAGAAUAUCAGCCGGAACAGAGGAGGCAGUGACAGCAAAAUCGGACACAACACCAAAUCCUGGAGUCUGGACUGCUCUCACUCGAUCUGUUCAUUUCAGCACAACAAGGAGAGUGUGAGCAUCGCAACCCCGAGCAGCAAUAGGAUUGGUGUUUAUCUGGACUUCAGAGGAGGGGCGUUGUCUUUCUACAGUGUUUCCGACACCAUGGUUUUACUGCAGAAGAUCAAGACCACGUUCAACCAGCCUGUGUACCCGGGGUUUUGGGUGGGAUUGGGUUCGACCCUGAAGCUGCGUUCUCUUUAG
Molecule: messenger RNA, 1961 nt
Organism: Cynoglossus semilaevis (tongue sole)
Lineage: Eukaryota; Metazoa; Chordata; Actinopteri; Pleuronectiformes; Cynoglossidae
Product: E3 ubiquitin/ISG15 ligase TRIM25-like
Exons: 7
Molecular function (GO): zinc ion binding; protein binding
Source: RefSeq, a predicted model, not a curated record